Molecule: messenger RNA, 929 nt
Organism: Megalobrama amblycephala (Wuchang bream)
Lineage: Eukaryota; Metazoa; Chordata; Actinopteri; Cypriniformes; Xenocyprididae
Product: proline-rich protein 29-like
Exons: 4
Coding region: 370-912 (180 amino acids)
Source: RefSeq, a predicted model, not a curated record
UGAUUUAUAUUAAUUUUCACAAGAAUUACCACUUCGUGGCAAAAUAUCCACCUUGACCAACAGGUUUUUCCCUAAAAAUGUAAUUUUUAGCUAAGUGUUCUUGGUCACCAAGGAGACAUUAAUGUGAGUAAAUAGCAUGAUUGAGAUAAAACAUGAGACAUGUGAUGUGAGACGAAAACCAAAGAAAUCAUGUCCCACUAUAAAUCUACAUGGCUUCUGUUAUCUGGCAUCGGGAAUGCAGUUCAGAGGACAGUUUGUGUAUCAGUGUCAUGGAAACACACCAACACAGGUGUGUCAUUUGCAACAGCGUCUUCAUAUUGUGUGUCCUCAUGUUCUUAUCCUUUUAACUCUAUAUUAUGAUAAGAGCCGAUGAUGAUGUCGUGGACAGUCUCAAAUGAAAAACAAAGUCUGCAGAUACCAGAGGACCCAUCCAACGUACAGAUCCUCCAACCACCUGCUCCUCAGCCUACCACUAUUUUCCAGCAGUUCUCAGCAGCAGUGGCGUCACCUUUUGCCCCUGUGCGUCCAGGACACAUUAGAGGGGACCUUGUGGAACUGAUGAUGAUACAGAAUGCACAGAUGCAUCAAAUCAUCAUGAAUAGUAUGAGCAUGUCUGCACUCAACACCUUCAACUAUACACACACACCAGAGCAGAAUGCAAGAAUCAAUAUGGUUUUAGAGGAAGAACCUGACAUUUACCACCAUUAUUACCCACCUGGGCCUGGCUUCUGUUACCCAGGUUGCGUGCCUUUACCCCAGCAACUGAUCCAGGCCCCACCUCCUGUUCUCCAGAACAUCCAGGAACCACCACGACAUGCACAGCCAGUUCACACAAAAUGCAGGUUAGACAGAUACAAAUUACUAUUUAAAAUAACAUUAAAACAUCUGGGUGAAUAUAUAAAAAAACGCUGAGAAAUGUCUGGGUCAUA